CUGGGGCCUCGCUCACACAUCUCCGAGUCUCAGCGGCAGCUGAGUGGGAGCAGCAAACAUGCUGCUGCUGGCAGCUCUUAUGGUCGCAACUCCAUGGUCGUAUGGAUUUGCACAGGAAACUCCCAUACAGAGCCCUGUAUCCAUCACCGUGUCACGAGGAAAUGCAGAUCUGAAGUGUCAUUUUAAAGACUUCUCUGGAAAUUUUGAUAACACUGUCAUACACUGGUACCAACAGAAGGAGAAUAGAGCUCCAGAGAGGAUGAUCUACUUUACAUCAGGGACAGUAGUACCAGAUGAGAACUUCCAAAGGAACAGGUAUAUGAUGCAAACUGUUUCUAGACAGAAACUUUGCACUCUUACAAUAAGAAAUGUAAUUCCAGAUGAUGCUGCGACUUACUAUUGUGCCUACUGGACCCAUUACGAGAAAAUUUUUGGCUCUGGUACAAAACUCAUUGUGUCAGACAAAGGAAAUUCUGAACCGAAGAAUUUUGAAAUCCUGCAGAAGGAACACAAAAACCAACUGGUGUAUGUUUGUCUUAUUGAGAAAUUCUACCCAGAAGUUAUUCGGGUGAAAUGGACCGAUGAAGCAAAAAAGGAGGUAACAGAGAAUGUAGUGAAAGGAGAUGUCUGGAAGUCUCCAAAUGAGGAUAAGUACUCAGUCAGCUCCUGGUUAUCUGUACCAUUGGAGAGCAAAAACAAGAAAUAUUUUUGCAAUUAUGAGCAUGAAAGUAAAGAGGAUUCACUGUCCACACAAGCUUCCCCAGAGACACCUCCUCAGGAGCAGGACUGUGGCACGCAAUCUGGAAACAGCACAGUUUUUAACAGAGUUGUUACAGAUCAGUUGACGCACAAGGCAGCGCAAUUGGUGUACGUUGUUCUGCUUCUGAAAAGCUCCAUGUACUAUGUCAUCGUACUCUUCUUCUUCUUCAAGUACAGAACGAGGAGUGCAGCUAAACCCUCAGGAAAGAAAACAUAAGUACUGGCUUUAGAAAGGUUUAAAAAAUUGUCUUCAGUUUGCUUUGCUGUAUAAUUAUCCACACAGACUCCCCUGCUUUCUGUGCUAGAUACAAAAACAACAAAAAAAUCCCAGGAGAGCAGGCAUAUAGGGUUUGCUGUGCUUUACUGCUACUGUUUUCCUGAUUUUUUCUGAGUAUUGAACUGAGGUGGAGGUGAGCAAAAGCUAUGUAAGUUUACAUAGCUUGGCUUUUAGUAGGAACUCUGUAAUGCAAGGGGAGGAAGGUCCUCCUGCUCAAAGUAUUUUUGCAUGCAUAAGCGUAGAGGUGUAAUGGAACUUUGAAAACAUAAAACACGUGUAUUUUAUCAUUGCAUUUAAGGAUUAAUUAGGAGCAUUCUACUGCUGUAAACACACAGAUACUCAUUGUUUACUUUCAAUGAUUUAUUGCAACUUCAUCAAAUCAGGACUUGAAUAUUCUGAAGUGAUAUAUGCUUUAAAAGAUUCAACUAGACAUGAUUUUUUAAAAGCAAAGAUAGCUUUGUAGCAAGUUAGAUAAACAUAAAAGCAAUUCUAAGGUGCAUACCUACAGAAAUUUAAGAAAUUCGCCAGGCCACAGGCCAGCACUGCUGCACAAACUGAAAACAUGCGUAUCAUGUCUUUAAAGGUACAAAACGAUUGCAAUUAUCACCUUGUUUAGAGAAAUCAUUUCAAACUGAGCAAAACCUUAAAUCUGAUGCUUCAGUAAAGGAAGUGUUCUCACAGUACAGGAAAAAUUCUCAGAUGAUAUACUUCGAACUCUUCAUCUCCAAGUUGUGCAAAUUUAGGGCUAGUGCCACAAGUCUGGAGAUGAAUGCCUGCACCAAACCUGUAAUGAUGUAGAGCAAUAAAAACUUUCCCUGAGAUGCAUUUGUGAGACCUCUAUUUGUCCUACAGACUGUACCACGGUGUCUUGAAAACUUGGUUAUUUUCCAUGUUCAUAUGAAUUCCUUGGAGAACGAAGGAUCCUUAAAACCAUCCAUUUCUUUUUUGCCUAUCACAUUUUUAAAUGGGGACACAGUUUUACAUAGAAAAAUAAAAGUUACCCCAUUAAACCUUAUCUACUGAACAGCAAAGCUGGGGAGAAACAACAUGUUGUUACAAUGGGCCUGUCUUCCAUCCCUGCUCAAGAAGGGCUGCCUAGAGCAGGUUGCUCAAGACUAUGGUCAGAUGUCUUUUGAGUACUUCCAAGGCAACCAGUAGCAAAUCUCUUAGCCUCUCCUCACGAGGGAUACUCCAGUCUCUUGAUUAUCUUUCCUGGCUCUUUUCUGGGCUUUCUCCAGGACCUCCACGCCAUGUCUGUCUCGUACUGGCGAGCCCAGAACUGGAACCCUCAAAAGUACCCGAAAACCGCUGCUGACAUUCAAGACCAGGGACCCUUAGAUCUUCAGUCUAACACUCUCCUAGCUGAGCUAUUUCAGCACUGCCCUAGCUUGAAUAUUCACAAAACCUGAUGGAAUGUCAUUAUCUUUCAGCUGUAUUCAGACAUACUUUGCAGGCAUCAGCUUGAGAGUCAAAGUCAUUUCAGGGAAUAAAGUAAAGACAGACUGGGCUCAAAAGAGAUGGUUCAACCAGCUGCACCAACACAGGAUCCUUGUCAUGGCACAUUACAUUUGUUUACAGAGUCUUUGUGUGUGAACCUUUAGUAAGAGCAUGGCUCUGGGUGAUGUCUAGAAGAGGAGCAGGGAAACAAAACUUCUGUUCUUGAAGGAGGAGUAUAUUUACCUUUAGAUUAGAGAAGGUAUCUGUCACAAGCAAAUCACUGAAAAGGAAAAUAAAGAUACAGCGCUAGGUCUCUAUAAAUACGAACUUACUGAUAAGGCAGCAGAAUGACAAAAGACAAGGGUGAUAGAUGAUGAAGGGAAAGACAAUUUAAUUGUGCAAAGUUUGCAACAAAUGAAUGAGGAUGGGAAUAAAAUAGAAGGGACAGUCAAGCACAAACUGUUCUUUCUGCAGAAAAAGACCUAAGUAUACAGGUGGACAACAGGUUGAGUAAGAAGUGUGUCCUUGCGGCCAAGAAGGCCAAUGAGUUUGUUAAAAAGAGAGUGGCCAGCAGGUCAAGAGAGGUUCUCCUCCUCCUCUGCUCUGUCCUGGUGAGGCCACAUCUGGGGUACUGUGUCCAGUUCUGGUCUCCCCAGUUCAAGACAGACAGGGUACUUCUAGAGAGAGUCCAGCCAGGGACUGUGAAGAUUAUUAGGGUCCUGGAGCAUCUUCCUUAUGAGGAAAGACUGAGAAACCUGGGACUGUUGAGCCUGGAGAAGAGAACACUGAGGGGGAGAAUCUCAUCACUGCCUAUAAAUAUCUAAAGUGAUUCAAGUGGAUGGAGCCAGGUUCUUUUUGGUGAUGCACAAUGAUUGGACACGGGGCAAUGGGUACAAACUGGAACACACUUCUCAUGUUCAGAUGGAACAUGACUUCUUUACUUUGACAGUAACAGGCUGCCUAGAGAUGUUGUGGAGUCUCCUCUGGAGAUAUUCAAGACCUUCUCGGGUGCCUUCCUGUGUAAUCUACUCUAGGGAAUCUGCUUUAGCAGGGGGUUGGAAUAGAUGAUCUCCAGAGAUCCCUUCCAAUCUUUAAGAUUCUGGGAUUCCAUAAUCUAUACUCAAACUCUUUUUGAAAACAAGCUGAUAUCCUGUGUUAUUAUUUGCAAAGUCUUGAUUCCAAUAGAAGUGAAAUAAAACAGUAAUAAAAGUAUUUGGGGGCACUUACUGUAGAUUUGAGUAGCAUAAUUAAUAUCACUGUCCAGGCCUCCCUCACCGUUAUCCCUGCUAGUCCAUCAGGCUAGAAAAACACUUGAUUGCUUCAGUGAAUCAAGACUGCUUUUACUAAAACUGUCCUCAAAUCCACUUGCGCCCUCUCAUAUACAAAACCAAAAGAUGCUGUACCAUAAAGUAGAGAGAAAACACCUUUUAUCUUUUUGAAUAAAGAAUCCUGCCUAUAA
This is a messenger RNA of Numida meleagris (helmeted guineafowl), 3932 nucleotides long. Its product is annotated as immunoglobulin kappa light chain. The transcript has 6 exons. NCBI's taxonomy places the organism in Eukaryota, Metazoa, Chordata, Aves, Galliformes, Numididae. The record is from RefSeq and is a predicted model, not a curated record. The coding region runs from base 59 to 976 and encodes 305 amino acids.